Molecule: messenger RNA, 2819 nt
Organism: Paralichthys olivaceus (Japanese flounder)
Lineage: Eukaryota; Metazoa; Chordata; Actinopteri; Pleuronectiformes; Paralichthyidae
Product: RNA-binding motif, single-stranded-interacting protein 3-like
Cellular component (GO): ribonucleoprotein complex
Molecular function (GO): mRNA binding
Source: RefSeq, a predicted model, not a curated record
CCACACACACACACACUCAGUGACGGCUGCCAGGCACAGUGGGAAGCAAGCCGUCAGGGAGAGAGCUGGAGAAGAAAGAGAGGGAUCGCAGAGGGAGGAGAAGAGAAGAAAAGAGAGUUGGAGGAGGCACCUUGUGGAUCAGAAGGGAUUUUCCUCAGGAUAAGGCUGUCUGCUUCUUCCUGAGCAAGAGGACUUUUUGCCGAGCCUUUUUCUCUUUUGCUCAUCCUCCACGCCGGGCUCCAGCGAUAUCUACCUAUCUAUCCCCAGAGCUUAACAAAAGAGGGAGGGAGUGAGAGAGAGAGAGAGUGAGAAAAAAGGCAGUCACAGCUUCAGCUCCAGACCACCCUCUUUCCUCCUCCUCCUCCUCCUCCUCAUCCUCUCCUCCAUCCAUGUGUGAGUUCAUCGCUGAUUCCACUGUCUUGUGAGAAUAGAGCAGAGGACAGCGUGUGUUCUCCAGGAUUCAGCCAAGCUCCCGGUGGGAUCAGGGUCUCGUCUGGUGUCUGUGUGUGACAGAGAGGAAGAACGAGACAGGGGAAGCGGAUACACAGAAAGAGAGAGAAGGAGAGACUGGAAAGCAAAUUGAAGGGGCAUGUUCAGGGCAGGAGAGAAGAAGUGAGUCUGAUUUUUUUUAGAUCGGAGAGUGCAAGGAACCGGCAAAGGAAUCCCAUCCAUUCCUUCCUUCCUCCUCCUCCACAUCAUCCUCUUUUUCUUCUUCCCUCUCCUUUUACCCUCUCUCCAUCCUGCUAUCAAAUCUCUCCUAUUGUUUCCUGCAUCAAGUCUGCUAUCCUCUCACAUCUUCCCUCCAGAUCCCCUUUUUUUUCUGCUGCCUCUCGAGAUUCUCUGUCUCUUCUUCCAGACCCAGGAGAAGGAUGAUUUUGUGAGGUUCCCCUGUGACCUCCCAGACGAGUAGACAGACUAACAUCCCAAGUACUAUCUCUCCUUCCAUCCUUCCCCUCCUCUUCGCGUUUUUUUACACACCUCAGCAAGAGAGCGUUCUCCCUCUGCAUCCUCUGACUCUUGGAAACAGUCGUCUAAAGGAUCCAGGCCAGCCCUUUUGGAGUGAUCGUAUCCCACCUGCACGCUUCUAUCUCCAGCCUCGAGGACCUUCAUUUGGAUUCCAGCUACAUGGGAAAACGUUUGGAGCAGCAGCCAAUGUACCCCCACUACACCUACUACUACCCCCACUAUCUCCAGACCAAGCAGUCCUAUGCUCCUCCCCCUCCGCCCAUGGCCCCACCAAGUCCUGGCACCACAGGAGGAGGAGGUGGAGGUGGAGGAGGAGGUCAUGGAGGAGGGCUGAUGGAGCAGCUUAGUAAGACUAACCUGUACAUCAGAGGCCUGCCGCCAGCCACCACUGACCAGGACCUCAUCAAACUCUGCCAGCCAUAUGGGAAGAUUGUAUCAACAAAGGCCAUCCUGGACAAGAACACCAAUCAAUGCAAAGGCUACGGCUUUGUGGACUUUGACAGCCCUGCAGCAGCCCAGAAGGCUGUGGCCUCUCUCAAAGCCAGUGGAGUCCAGGCACAGAUGGCGAAGCAACAGGAGCAGGACCCCACCAACCUUUACAUCUCCAACCUGCCGGUGUCCAUGGACGAGCAGGAGCUGGAGAAUAUGCUGAAGCCGUUCGGUCACGUCAUUUCCACGCGGAUACUGAGGGACGCCAACGGCCUGAGCAGAGGAGUCGGCUUUGCCAGGAUGGAGUCAACGGAGAAGUGUGAUGUGGUGAUCCAAAAUUUCAAUGGAAAAUUCUUGAAAACCCCUCCAGGCAUGACAGCCCCAGCAGAGCCGUUGCUGUGCAAGUUUGCUGAUGGAGGCCAAAAAAAGAGGCAGACCCAGGUCAAGUAUCCCCAGAAUGGCAGACCGUGGACACGGGAUGGAGAGAGUGGCAUGGCGUUGACGUAUGAUCCAGCUGCGAUGCAGAACGGGUUCUACUCUUCACCGUACAGCAUCUCCACCAAUCGGAUGAUUGCACAGACAUCAAUCACGCCCUUCAUCGCUGCCUCUCCCGUCUCCACAUAUCAGGUCCAGAGUACAUCUUGGAUGCCACAUCAACAGUAUGUUAUGCAACCCACAGGUGCUGUCAUCACCCCAGCCGCGGCCAUAGAGCCCAGUUUGUCUCUUCACCCCUCCAGUGUCAUGGCUCCUCUCACCCAGCAGAUGAACCACCUGUCUCUGGGCACCACAGGCACAUACAUGUCUGCUGCAGCAGCUGCUCCUAUGCAAGGAACCUACAUUCCCCAGUACACUGCAGUGCCUGCCUCUGCCAUCACAGUGGAAGGCGUGGUGACAGACGCAUCUCCCCAGACAGCCGCCCCCUCCUCGCAGGACGCCAGCGGGCAGCAGCCUUUAUCUUUGGAGAGCACAGGAGAUCAUGCCACAGCCUACUCUUACCAGCAGACUAAAUAAUAAGAUCGGUGGGAUCGUUGCUGCGUUGCCUUCAGAGGGACUGCACUGAGGCGCUGGAGACACGGACAGAAUCAAAAUGAAACAGGGACAUAGAAGAGGAGGUGAGGGACAACACUGAGCGCAGAAUGCUUCCACUGUGCACAGGCACCAAAUAAAAGACAAAAUGAUGAAAAAAAAAAUCUAUUAUAUUUCUUACCUGGUUGAACCAAGAAAUGACGGUUCGCUGAACUCGAGGACGAUGAAAUCAAACACAGUCCGCAACUGUGAGUUUAUCAUUUCUCACCACGAGACCGGACUUUGCCUCCAAAGGAAAACGAGAAGAAUCUAAACUCAACCAACAAGCUGUACAGAAAAAAAAGAACAUUUGAAUGUGCAGGUAGAUUUUCAGACUUUUUUUAUUAAAAAAAUACGUA